Seminavis robusta is the source of this 1233-nucleotide messenger RNA. The record is from the annotation of a GenBank genome assembly. NCBI's taxonomy places the organism in Eukaryota, Bacillariophyta, Bacillariophyceae, Naviculales, Naviculaceae.
AUGGCCGAAGACUCAGUAACAGUGAACUUGACAGUGACCGCCACCCCAGCGGCUCCUCGCAUUCCUCUGACAAUCCCCAAGGAUGUCACACCGACCAGCUUGCGAAAGUUGACGAGUGAAGCGUCCAAGAUUCCAUUGGACAAGCUUCGUUUGAUUUUCCGGGGCCGCUUGAUUGGAGAUGACGACAAGAAGAAUGCUGUCACAGAGUUCAAACUCGAAGAAGGAACUGUCCUUCAUUGCAUGGGCAAGCCAGAAGGAGACACGACUACUGCUACGGCAGCAGCUGCACCAGCAGCCACGGCUUCAGCAGGAUCGUCCGUUACCAUCCAACCAACAGCGGCCGCUACGGCUCCUGCUGCUUCGUCGUCAAAUCCAUUGCAGGCAGCGUUUACCACAUUGCGUUCCAAUAAUCCUCCUCAAACGUACAUGACAGCCGUCACAACGCUCGAUAAAAUUCUCAACAAUAUCGUGACCAAUCCCAUGGAGGAAAAGUACCGUAGAGUCAAGAAACAAAACCCUGCGUUCCAGAAACGUUUGGGAGGAUUGACGGGUGGUGAUGCCGCCAUGAAGGGCGCUGGAUUCAUUGUGGAAAUGGACAAUGGGGAGGAAAAUUAUGUUAUGCAUGCCUCGGCGGAAAAGUGGCCAGAAUUGAUGGCGGCCAAAACGGCCGUCGAAGUGGCUGUGCGAGAUGCCAAGGCAGCCGCCAAUCAAGCUAGUGCUCCUCCUCCAGUUGUUCCACUUGUCGGUGGAAUGCCGAAUUUUGGAGCAAUGCCAGGACUUGGUGGUGGUGCAAUGCCAGGACUUGGUGGUGCUGGCAUGCCUCCAGGAAUGCAACAAAUGAUGAGCGAUCCCAAUUUCUUGCAAAACAUGCUGCAGAAUCCAAUGGUUCAGAAUGCCAUUCGAAACGACCCACGAUUUGCUGGAGACCCAAUGAUGCGACAAAGCAUGGAGACACUUGCGAACAAUCCUGCCAUGGUUCAGCAAAUUGCGACCAUGAUGAGAGAUCCUCAAAUGCAACAACGCAUGCAGCAAAUGGCCGCCGCCGGAGGAAUGGGGGGCUUUGGGGGUGCUGGUAUGCCUCCUUUUGGAGCAGUACCCAACAACAAUGCUUCGCCAGGAACCAACAACAACCAGCAACAGCAAAAUGCACCGGGAGCCAAUGAUCAAGACCAGACAGAGGAGGAAAUGAUCGCUGAAGCCAUCCGACGAUCUCUGGAAGAAGGGGGUGCGUAG